AUGUGUGAACCCUCCAUCUCGACCAGCUUCAAGGAUAGAAGAUGGCGAGAGCCUCUCUGGCCAUCUGACUUUCGCAAAUUUGCCAUUGAUGUGAAUGUCAUCGGGGAGGCCAAUGAUGUUACCUCCGUCAAGGAUGCGCUUCAGGGCCUUGUGACCGCGAUUAUACCAGUCGCCAAGGAGGACGACAAACUCAUCGGCCGACCAGCCGAAGGGGACAUGGAUGAGGUCCCGGCUAUGGACCUGAAGGAUGCCCAUACUGCCAGUUUCACGGUGGAGGGCGGUGGUUGGGUAAUAGAAGUAGUUGCCGUUAUGGUCCUUCACCUGGAACUUGUAGGUGUAGUUGGUUUCGGGAUAAUAGGGCACAUAGUGCCCAGGGUUCCAUCUUGUCACAUGUUCUUUAAAUGA
Messenger RNA from Striga asiatica, 405 nucleotides. The record is from the annotation of a GenBank genome assembly. Lineage: Eukaryota; Viridiplantae; Streptophyta; Magnoliopsida; Lamiales; Orobanchaceae.